GAUCUAAAGUAUAACUGUCUUAGUUAUGUCUUUGCCACCGCUCUGGGGAAGCGAGAAAUUCAGGAAAAGUGUUAUUAAUAAGCUAAAUAGUGAGCUGGAGCAUUGUUCUCUGAGCGCAAAAAAUGCUGGGCAGGGCAUCGAAAAUGCGGUUUUUGAAAAAACACAGUCAAAAAAACAAUACUUGGGAUAUGUGGCAAAAAUUAUUUUAAGAGUGCGUAAUAUGGUGCAUAUUGAUGAUGCUUGGCUGGCAAACUGCGUCAAAACCAUUUUGAGUAAGCCACCCCCAAGGUUGCGUAGAGUGCUUCGGCCAGAAGAAUUCGCAAAAUAUAACAAGGAAAUGAUGAAACUGCGAACUCAAUUACAAGCAGAAGAAAUCCUUAAAACCAAAGACAGAAAGUAAUAAACAGAUGUUUGUAAAUACAACARAAUUUGUGAAUU
Molecule: messenger RNA, 438 nt
Organism: Dendroctonus ponderosae (mountain pine beetle)
Lineage: Eukaryota; Metazoa; Arthropoda; Insecta; Coleoptera; Curculionidae
Exons: 4
Coding region: 26-400 (124 amino acids)
Biological process (GO): regulation of DNA-templated transcription
Molecular function (GO): transcription coregulator activity
Source: RefSeq, a predicted model, not a curated record